AUGAAGCCUUCUUCGAUGCGAACAAUUCCUGGGUGUGGCGACACGACAGCCCAUAACUCACCCGUCGAUCAAACUGCUGACCUCAUUGACGGCCUCGGAUUACCAAGCUGCCAUGAACCUGGAUAUUUUGACGCGGAGACAAGAGGACAUCUUUGGGGAAAUGAACAAGGACUGCCUUCACCGAGCACAGAAGCAAGCGCGAACCUGCAGGUAUUCGGUAGCGUUUCGGCUGUAACUCUGGGCGCAUCAACAGGUUACCCGUCUCCUCUUCCUGCAUGCGAACCGGCUGGCUUUGUGAGCGCGAGGGAGGAUUUGUUGCGAGGGCACGACCAUGGCCUCGGGCAUGACUUCAUCGAGCGCAUCGCCGCUACUUCAACAAAUCUUGAAGACCGAUUAGGGGUGAGUCCCGAAUUCUGUGAGGCACCAGGAUUCCACGAUAUAGACUCGAUGGCAACAGAACACGGCACUGCUGUCUUUGCUCCCAGCAGCCCUUCGGCUACGAUGCAAAGUUGUAGCAGAUCUCAAAAUCUGCCAGAGUUGCUCGAAUCCCUCUACCUUGCUUCCUCAGCGCGGGACAGUGAGACGAAGGACUCUUGUGCCUGGAGCGAGUCAGAUCGAUUCCGGGAGCAAAUGUUGAUGCUCGCUACGAAAAUCCUUGUUGAUGAAGUGAGCCAGUUGGAGAGAGUGCGUGGGGAGAGAGUGCCAUAUGCCGCUCUACCCAUAGCUGAAAGAAGCCAUAGCGGAGUGAGAUCUGGUCAUACCUCGACAGUUGACAUAGAGCCAACGGAGAAAGAUCCGCAGCUCCUCGAAGAAACUCUACCCGAUAUCUGGUCGUUGCUGUCGGACCUUCGGAGGCAUGCUGAAGUAUCUCAGUCCCCGGCAUCCCUCAGUGAGGGCGGGAAUGUGGAAACAGUCUCGCAAUGUUAUGUACACUCUCAAGCACAGGUUGCUGUCGCGGGCGACUUCAAUUGUGUCACGAAUGAUCAAGCCGCUGUGCGCAGUUUUGGCUUCUGA
Messenger RNA from Diaporthe amygdali, 1014 nucleotides. RefSeq lists its product as uncharacterized. Lineage: Eukaryota; Fungi; Ascomycota; Sordariomycetes; Diaporthales; Diaporthaceae. The record is from RefSeq and is a predicted model, not a curated record. The coding region runs from base 1 to 1014 and encodes 337 amino acids. The transcript is spliced from 5 exons.